Molecule: messenger RNA, 1426 nt
Organism: Gossypium raimondii (Peruvian cotton)
Lineage: Eukaryota; Viridiplantae; Streptophyta; Magnoliopsida; Malvales; Malvaceae
Product: metacaspase-9
Exons: 3
Coding region: 142-1173 (343 amino acids)
Biological process (GO): proteolysis
Molecular function (GO): cysteine-type endopeptidase activity
Source: RefSeq, a predicted model, not a curated record
AUCAAGAAUUAAAGAAAUCGGAUUUGGAUCGGGGAAAGACAAAAGUGGUCGAGUAGCCGAUUUAUUAUUCAACGACAUCCGAGGUGUUUAGUGCAACGUCCGAAGCACAAGACAAGACAAGCGACCCAAAACAGAAGCAAGAUGGCCACCGAAUGUAAGAAGAGAGCCGUUCUGGUCGGAUGCAACUACCCCAACACCAUCAACAAGUUGAGCGGAUGCGUAAACGAUGCGAAAGCCAUGAGAGAAAUGAUCGUGAGCAGGUUUGGCUUUGAUUCCGAAAAUGUUGAGCUCCUAACUGAUGAACCAGAGUCCACGUAUAAGCCUACACGUGCAAACAUUAUGGCUGCACUCAAGAAGAUGGUGGUCGCGGCUAAAGAAGGAGAUGUCCUGCUUUUCCACUUUAGUGGACAUGGACUUGUGCACCGCAUUGACCCCCACCAGCCUCCCAACGAGGGUGAAGCAAUUGUGCCUUGUGAUCUCAAUCCCAUUUUUGACGUGGACUUGGGGCAAUUGAUUCAGCUACUACCAAGUGGAUCAAGCUUCACAAUCGUUUCGGAUUCCUGCCACAGUGGUGGUCUGAUUGAUAAAAGUAAAGAACAAAUUGGACCCCAUAGUACUCUAAGGGGUAUAGCACCACCUGUUGAUUACAAGACUAGGGGCAUUUCCUUAGCAACCUUAUUCCAGUGCCUACAAACAGCGGCCAACGUCAUAAUCGCGACACAAGACUUAUUUCCCACAAGAGCACUUGGGAAUGCCAUCAACACUGGAACAGAUAAUAUGACGGGUAUUAGCUCUCUUUUGACCACAAUCUUUGGGAACAAUGUGAGUCUCAAAUUCCUACCCCAUUAUGAGCGUGAUAUUUUGAAUUUGAGGUCACUGACGGAGGAUGAGGGAAUUCUGUUAAGUGGGUGCCAAGCCAAUGAGCUUUCAAUUGAUAUGCCAGCGAGUGAGAAAACCGGAGGAAAGGCGUUUGGGGCCUUUACCUAUUCAGUUCUGAAGGUCAUCAAGGAGAGCGAAUUAGGUGCAUUAACCAAUAGACAGCUUGUGGUGAAGGCUAGGAAUGAAAUAAUAAAGCUAGGAAUUGGGCAGCAGCACCCUUGCCUUUAUUGCAGUGAUGGGAAUGCUGAUGCAGCUUUUCUUGGCCACCAACCCAACACCACUACGGGUGCAUAAGCUGCCGGCUUUGAACCAGGGUUUUCGAUCACUAGAGGUCGAAACUGUAAACUAAAUAAUAAUGUGCUCCAUCGGUGUGCACUACUACGAAGUUGAAGUUAGCCUUCAUUACUGCGUCUGUGUGUGUGUUUGCUUAUUAAUUACUAUCGUAUGUCUGUGUUUUAAGGCCUUCAAGCUUAUGUAAUCGCCAUGUAUGGCUAUCUCAUGUAUAAUUUUAUGAUAAAAUAAAACGGCCUCUUUUGCAAGAUUUUUA